Symbiodinium necroappetens is the source of this 1836-nucleotide messenger RNA. NCBI's taxonomy places the organism in Eukaryota, Dinophyceae, Suessiales, Symbiodiniaceae. The record is from the annotation of a GenBank genome assembly.
AUGUCCAAGCAGCAGCCGGGGAAGGGGAAGCCUGGCCAAAGCGAGCCAAGCCUGAAAAAGGAGGCCUCGGGCCGGGAGCAGUCAGAGCCGAAGCUGAAGAGAAGCCGGAACCUGGAGAAGCAGAACUCGGACGAGCCGGGCCUCAUGGCUGAGGCCUCGCGCCGGGUAGUGUCUGCGGAUCAUAUCCAAACUGGUGCAUUGCUCCAUGUGCUCGCGCUUGAGAAUUUCGAAGGAUUCCAGAAGUUGGAGGGCAACAGCCCUUUGGUCCUCGGACAGCAUGACCUUCAGGAAGAGUUGGUGUUGUCGUGGGCUUCGGCUUGUUCCGGUUCGGAGGGCAUCUACUACGCGAUGGAAGCCAUCAAUACAACGUUCACUCAUUUAGGUGUGAAGGUGCAGCUGCAGCACACCUUCAGUUGCGAGAGUAAUGUUGACAAGCAGCAGUGGAUCAAGGCGCUUCUUGCUGUCGGCCCCCUGCGCGAGAGUUCCUCCUUCACUUGGCCUCCUCGGGUGGAUGCCCUUGGGGCGGGUGGUGAUCUCGAUGAAGUUGUGGGUGGGAAAUGCAUUUUCCAGGACAUCGCAGAGUUGGAGUGCGACGAGGCCAAGUGCUGUCGCCAUGGUGGCGGGUGCAUCGUUCCUUCAGUCGACCUCCUUGUCGUCGGGACCUCUUGCAAAGACCUCAGCAAGCUGAACCAUACAGCUCCUGGUGCUGGUCACGAUACCACAAAGCCGGUCCUCGAGCAGAGCUCCAGCCGGGGUGCUUCAGCACAAACCUUCCAAGGCCUUGUGGGCUACAUUCGGAGUCACCGACCUCUCUUCGUUGUCUACGAAAACGUGGAUGCCAUCAGUGAUCAGCUCAGCUCAACCGACGACUCGAACCUGAAGGUUUGCUUGAACGAGUUCGCAACACUAGGGUACCAGAGCCAGCCGAUGAUGACGGAUGCGUCGGAAUUCGGGCUUCCAUGCCAUCGUCGCAGAGUCUACAUCCUUUUCAUUGACUCACGUAGCCCGAGGCUUGAUCUCCGCAGUCGGCCCCUGCAGGUUGUGAUGAGCAAAUUUCGCCACUUGCUUAGCAGUUGUGUUCGCACUUCACCAUGCGCAUCGGAAGUGCUUCUUCCGGCAGAGGAUGGGGCUGUCAAGUAUUUUUUCGAUGAGCGGCAAGCAAGAACCAAAAAGAAGUCCACUCAGAACAACUGGGUGAAUCAGCAUAUGAAGUAUGCUGACGGCCUGGGCAUUCGUUGGGGCAUGCCUGCACGAAAAGAGUUGUCCCAGAAUCCUUGGUACCUCACCCUUACCGAGCGUGAGGCCGACUGCCUCAAACUCUCAGAGAUUGAGUCCCCGGCAGCAGGUUUCCGCAACCUGUCGCAAAGCAUCGGACGUGCCAAUAGCUCUACGUUGCAAGCAGAUGGUCGGCAUUUGGCUCCGACCAUGUUGCCGGGGCAGUUGUUGUGGACCCAUCUGGCUUCUGGGGGGGCGCGAUUGAUGAGUGGCUACGAGGCCCUUCUCAUGCAAGGGUAUCCAAUCGCACCUUGCUUGAACAGGCUUCUCGAGGAAGGCUACCUUGCGAGCGCAGACGAGGCGACGUCGAAGAAGAAGAAGAAGACUGAUUCGGAGGCGAAGCUCUCAACGGACCUGUUUCUCCAAGACCUAGCUGGAAAUGGCAUGGCCCUACCGGUGGUCAUGGCUGUGGUUCAGUCAUGCCUUGCCGCUGCGCACUGGCGUCCCGUCGGGUUGAAGACCAGCGCAUCGUCUGUCGCGACGGCGAUGGCCGCCAUGACAAUGCUGACACAAGGCCUAAGGCCGGGAGAUGAGAGCGCGGACAAAGACGAAGCCUGCUGA